Messenger RNA from Beauveria bassiana ARSEF 2860, 909 nucleotides. RefSeq names its product protein kinase domain-containing protein. The coding region runs from base 1 to 909 and encodes 302 amino acids. Gene Ontology annotation, biological process: protein phosphorylation. The transcript has a single exon. Gene Ontology annotation, molecular function: ATP binding; protein kinase activity. The record is from RefSeq and is a predicted model, not a curated record. NCBI's taxonomy places the organism in Eukaryota, Fungi, Ascomycota, Sordariomycetes, Hypocreales, Cordycipitaceae.
AUGGCAGAUGGUUGGAAUCAAGUGCUUCCCCGUUCCUUGACUAACGAAUGCAAGUUCAUCGGCAAGGGCGCGACGGGAUGGGUUUUCGAAGUCGCGCCGGGCAUCACGCUCAAAUACCUCUGCACGGGCCGGGACGACGAGUUUCGCCGCGAAAACGAAAUGUACGAGCUGAUUGAGCGAAGCAGCCCUCCCCCGUACUUUGUCCAGAGCUUUCUCCGGCUCCCCUACGCACACUUUAUGCAGUCUUUCCCGGACUGUCUUGAUCUUCGUCUGCGGAGCAAUCGGCGUCAAGAUCCCAAGACGCUUGAGUGCUUUGAGGUUUUGCGUCUGGAGCCGACGGCCAAGAUUGAGCAGUGGGCUGCGGAAUUGUCCAGCGCGCUCGCUUGGCUAGAAUCCCUCGGACUAGUCCAGGGAGAUUUGCGCCCGUCAAAUAUCCUCCUCGAUCGCGACAACAACGACCAUCUGAAGCUGGUCGAUUUUGACAGCUGUGCCAAGAUUGGCGAUAGAGAUCCUGGGCUUCCACCACCGUGGUCCCAUUCAAAGCACCGAUUCUACGGGGCUGUAACUGAGCAAUUUUCAUUCGGCUCGAUCCUCUACAACAUGACGCGUGGCCUUGAGCUAUACGAAGACUUGGGCCCUGAAGUCCAUCAGCUCUUUGAUAAUAUGGAGUUUCCGGAACUGUCCGACUCCCGCUUAGAUGUAUUGACGCGUCGCUGUUGGUGGGGUGAAUUUGCGACCUUGGCCGAUCUGGCCAAGGAGUGCGCGACGCUUGAAGGUGCCAGUUCGGCGGCAACGGCCGACACGGCUAAUGAUGAGUAUAAAACUAGAAUGAAGAGGACUUGUGAAGAAUUAUUGCGUACUAAAUUGGCAGAUUUAGGUGAUGAAUCACCUCGAGAUGUGUCUGCCUAG